AUGGCGCGACGUCACGAUGAUUUAAAGGAGUACAGAAUAACAAGCUCGGAGGACCGGAUCGACUGGCAAAAGAGGAGGAAUGCUCUGCAUUGCAAGAUUAACUUCUGUGUUGGAAUGUCAGCUUUGCUACUUUUGAAUUACAUUGCCGAUCGUGUAACUUAUCAUUGCUCUAAAAUCGCAGAUUGCUAUAAGAGCAACUUAAAGUUCUUGGGCAGACUUAUCUGGCUCAAGUGUAUACUCUCUGUGGGAGAAAGAAGACUUGUAAUGAUUUAUGAGCCUAUCUGCAACUGGUCUCAAGGCAAUUUUACAAAUAGGCCCCUAAUUUUACCAAAUUUUUGCAAACUUGCACGAUUUUUGAUAUCCUUAGCAUUCAUGGAUAUCAAAAGUAUGCGAAUGUUUCGAGAAUUGGCUACCGAUGGCUCUGAUGCUUUGAGAUCAGUCACGCUGGUGUCAACGAAACGGCAAGCUAAAAAUCUCCGACUUACUGCAGUCAGUCUGAUCCCUACUAAAUCAACAUCACCAGGUGGAAGCGGCCGCUACGUGAGGACGAGUGAAGCCAUGCAAAAGUGGUUGGACGAUCAGAUUACUCUUGUGUCCGGCGCGCAGGUAAAGCCGACACCCCCUGUUCCACGACCCGCGCCUACGUCACGAUCUCCCUCCAAGCACAUUUAUCGCAACAAGAAGAAAUGGGAGAACAACAACUUAAGGAAACAAAAUCCACCUAGCGGAGCUAGGAAAUCGAGUUGUAAAACUUCGCAACGUCGGAAAUCGUUUUCCAACUCUUUGGAGGCCAGUUGUAGUGGUCGAAAUCCUAAAAAGGAGCGGAAGAGGAGAUCACGCGGUAGAAACAUAAACAGUGAAUCUACUUGCAAAACCGCACAAAUGGACAAAUCUUACUCGAACUCUACAGAAGACAGUUUUAACGGUGAACUAAAUCGGCCAUACGCCCACCAAUCACGAUCAAGCAGCAGUGAUGGGGAACGAUACGACGUAAAAGUUCAACGAUCAUCAUCCAUCCAAAGUGUGUUAAGUUCACUUGACUCAGCUGGAGGUCUUCUUCUUGGACGUCACGUUCUUGCCCCGCGGCGCGAUCACGGAAAUCGUCUGUACUUGGGAGUAAUUAAAACACAGGUCGUAAAUUCAAGACCACUUAAAGGCGCUAACCCAGAACGCAUAUCUGGAGUUUUCAGUUUAACUUUCCCCACUUUAAAUUCAACAAAGGAGGACUGUACUUAUGUCCAAAGGAAAAGGAGUAAGCGCUUUGGAGUAGUCUUCUGCAUUCCCUACGCUGGUCACGGAGGAGAGGAGAGCUUGGAAUACUGCAUGCAGGAGGUGGAGAUUGACGACAUCUUUUCCUACACCGACCUUUAUCGCCAUGCGGUGUGCGAGAAGGACGACGUUCUUGUACCGGCAUGCCUUCUCCAACCUCGUGAUGGUGACGGAACGCGCCCAGAGGCCCCGGUAGACCCUCCCUAUGCCGGUCAACCCUAUGUCCUCGCCGUAGUCUAUAAGGGCUUCGAACCUCGCUCUUCCCGGAGGAUCGGAUUACCAAGACGUAAGACGGCCUCACUAGUGGUGAAAGUAGCAGGAGGUGAGCGACCGCGUCUUUGUGCAAUUCCUGUAAGGUGCGCUCUGUGGAUCCCGGAGAAGCAGGCGCAUAUGCUUUACAGUCAGAACUGCCAUUUCUACGACCAAAAGCCGACCAGGAAACGCGACUUGAGCCCAUUCCAUGAGGAACACGAGUCCCUGUGCAUGCAUGGCGGACCCAACUCGCCUAGUCAUCGUACCGACAACGGUGAUGCCGACAGCCAGCACUCGUACAAGAGCUCGGAUCUCUUCCGUAGAUCCGUGGACAGUGCAGAGUCUGGCUCGCCUUCGGAUGUUCGCCAGAGAAAUCGUUCUUUGGGAGCAAGAAGUCAUGCAGAUACCGAGAGCAACAAUUCGGACGGAUUUUCAGCAUUGGAGAAGCGCUCUCAAAGCUCCAGUCGAUGUUCAGAAAACAGUAAUUCCAUCACCAAACGCCCCAUUUGGCAGUAUUGGGGUCGGGCUCAAAUUCCAGAUCUUCUGGACCCUCCUAGCCACGAGCCCUACAUUCCAAUGCAAGUCUUUGGACCCACCGCUCUAGUUAACUCUCAGCCUGGUAACGAAUGGCCAGCAGCUCAUUUCGCAGUGGUGAACCGCUCUGUCGACAGCAUGACUGCGCAAAAUGACUCAACACGCGUUUACGAGGCCAUGCGUCAAAUUCAGAACUCACCUGCAGUGCCCAAGUCAACCGAUAUUUCUGUAACUCGAAGCCAACCGAAUACGAGUAAAGAUGGUGGUUUCGGAAGUUUCCUCCACAAAUCGCCAUUUAGAAACGAGGACAGGCUGGCAAGUGCCUCACUUCGAGAUCUGUACCGCCGGAACUUGUUGAAGAAUCGCAAGGAGACCAAAACGAAUUCUGCCUGUGACCUCAACAGACACCACUCCAUCACCAAAUCAGUUAGGAGUCAGUGA
Echinococcus granulosus is the source of this 2496-nucleotide messenger RNA. RefSeq lists its product as hypothetical. NCBI's taxonomy places the organism in Eukaryota, Metazoa, Platyhelminthes, Cestoda, Cyclophyllidea, Taeniidae. The record is from RefSeq and is a predicted model, not a curated record. The transcript is spliced from 19 exons. The coding region runs from base 1 to 2496 and encodes 831 amino acids.